Messenger RNA from Alternaria alternata, 1222 nucleotides. RefSeq lists its product as hypothetical. The record is from RefSeq and is a predicted model, not a curated record. The transcript has 2 exons. NCBI's taxonomy places the organism in Eukaryota, Fungi, Ascomycota, Dothideomycetes, Pleosporales, Pleosporaceae. Bases 400 to 1023 code for a protein of 207 amino acids.
GGUUCACGGUCUUCAACUCGGUUUAUGAGUGCACACGAGCGGUGCUGAGCAUGUAGUAUAUCCAGGUUAAUCAGUGAUGGUCACUGGCGAUAUUAUCUCGAAAUCAACAGAUUUCUACUUCACAUUGCUUCCACUGAUGGUGAUGUCUUGCUUUGACUCUCAUGCUUAUCUCACAUUCAUUUCUUGGUGUUUUGAUACGACGAGUAUCCGCCUACGCCAAUGGUCGCGAUCCGGUCCUCAUCCCGCAGUAUGACGCCCAUCGCAGCUAACAACGCGAUCAUCACGACCGGUCCCUUCCUGAGCGACACUAACAUCAAAGACUACUAUCAUGUCCUUUGCAUCACGUUGCGCAAUCGCGCAUCUCCAUUUACUCGAUCUAGUACAAACCACUAAUUCACCAUGACCUGGCAAACCGAACUCAACUCAUGGCUGUCGCCACCCAGCGUGCAAACAGCAGAAACGCCCACUGUCGGCCAAAAGGCACCUCCAACACCAAAGCUAAACAUACCUGCAAAAGACGGCAAGCCGACCAUUAUCAGUUUCCUCAGACACUGCGGCUGUCCUUUUGCAGAGAAGACGUUUUUGAAUAUGAGAGACAUGGCAGCGGCGCACAGAGAUGUGGACUGGGUGGCUGUGAGCCAUAGCGAGCAAGGAGCGACGGAGAGGUGGUUGGCGGCACUUCCUGAGCCUGCGAAGAACACCCAACCCAACCUCCACGUCAUUGUUGAUGCUGAACGCGAGGCAUAUGGCGCAUGGGGCUUGGGCAUAUCGUCCUUGUGGCAUGUUCUCGGUAGUAUACCCGGGACGACGAAACUCAAACAAGAGGGCAUCAGCGUGCGAGCUACAGAGAGUGGCAGCAGGUGGCAGACGGCGGGCAAUUUUGGGAUAGACGGAGAGGGGAUGGUGAAGUGGGCGAGGGUGGAUCAAAGGGCGGAUGAUAUGCCGGAUUUCAAGCAGGGCCUUGAUGCUGUGUUAGGUGGGAGGUUUGAGCAGGCGGGUGUUGCUGAGGCUAUGCAGGGUUGAUGGGAGAUGGAGAGAUUAUGGCGGUGUAUGAGAGUACUUGUCUAUUAUUUAUGUUGUUGUGUGUGGUGCAGGUGCGGCGUAUUGAAUGGAUGCUGCUGUUCAUAUGCUGGGUGCAGUGUGCUCGAUGAGUUUGGGAUGAUAACGUAGGCACUCACGCAUACUUCCAGUAACGAUGAGAAGAGUGGGAAGUACUAGAUUG